Molecule: messenger RNA, 4690 nt
Organism: Dermacentor andersoni
Lineage: Eukaryota; Metazoa; Arthropoda; Arachnida; Ixodida; Ixodidae
Product: membralin
Biological process (GO): response to endoplasmic reticulum stress; positive regulation of ERAD pathway
Cellular component (GO): endoplasmic reticulum
Source: RefSeq, a predicted model, not a curated record
GCCUGUGACCGGUCUCCCAUUGAAAUUUACGCGACAACGACGGUGGCGACUCGACUUCAGUGCGUUUUCAAUGACGCAAGUAGUCGCGGCCACCGCUCGCCGUUGUGGAUGACCCAGAAUUCGGCCCAAGGAGAAGCGCACUUUGCGGUACCGGACUCCGCGGCGGUUCUCUAAAAGUUACCGUCGAUCGCCCAGCGGUGGUGCUUACGCAACUGCGACUGUGCGCGGCCCAGCCCCAUCGUGCCAAGCUUGGUCGCGUUGGAUAUUUCUACGGAAACAGCAGCGGAUUUCAAACAACACGCCUGUGCACAGCAGCAGCGGAUCAGCGCUCUCCGCCGAUCAGGUCGCUGCAGUCGGGUACGGCACUGGGGCUGCAUGUAGCACGGACCCCCCAACGACCGUGCAUCUUUCUUGGAGCGCGCGCCGAGAGCGCGGCAGUAGCGCCGAGGAUCACCGCGCGCCACCGAUCCGGAUGCAUCAGGCGGCCGCCGUCGCGCCGUCCCUAACCCUGACAGGGACAAUGUCUCCGUGAGGUCGACGACAGAGGCUCUCCCGAGGACCUUCCCGCGCCCCUCCCUUCCCCGCGGGUCAUCCUCCCGCCUGCCUCCACACCGCCGUGUGCGGCGCGGUCGUCGCACGCCGUUGGGAGUUGGCGACGCCAUGGCCCUCAACAUCGGCAUCCUCCCCCACCUGCUGGGCGCCGCGGCCAACAACCUGAACAACAAUCUGAACAACAACAACAACAAUAACAACGGCCUCUCGCGCAACGCCGGCGGCGGUAGCAGCAACAACAACAGCGGCGGCGGCGGAAACCCGAUGAACAGUGUCCGGGACAGACUGUUCCACGCUCUAUUCGUGCGCGUGGCGCUGGCGUAUGCGAGCGCAGUGCCCCCUUCUGUGCGGACUUUGUUCGAGUACAUCACCCUGCUUAAGGCUCUUCUAUCAUUUUUCAUCCUGGCAUACAUCCACGCCGCCUUCAUCCGGACACCAAUCAACUGCCUAGAGCAUGUUUGCCAUCAGUGGCCGCAGGACGGCAUCUUAAGGAUCGAAAUUAUUCACGACUCGGCGUCAUCUUCAGAGCCGUACACCGUGGAGCAGUCCUACCUCAAAGAGCAGCGGCUACAGCGACUGGGGCAGUUGCCUGCGCAGCCCCAAGUGCGAACGUCGAGCAGCGGUGCGGAGAAAGUAAUUUCGACCCCGCCGCUCGCCGAUGUCUCGAACUCUACGUCGAGUGACGUGCAGGGCGAUCAGGUGGCUGAAAGGUCGGCGAGCCGUGGUUCAAGUGGCCAAGACACAGGGGAUGACUCUAAUGAUGUGCCAGAGAUGGACGAAACCUUGCCACUGCUGGGUAGUGGCCGCCACCUGAAAGGCGUGAAAGGUGGGGGUUCGCAGUUUGUCUACCACGAUGUGGUGUCAAACGGAAGCCAGGACACGCCGCUGAAUGUAGAUGGAAAUGGAUACCCUCAGCCACUCCAGGAGCCCGUGUCUGAGCUUGAAAUGCUAGCCAGAGCUGUGUGGCCUCAGGAUGAGUACAUAGUUGAGUACUCCCUGGAGUACGGACUCCUCAGGCUCAGCCCAGCAACACGUCAGAAGCUGAACAUCUCCGUCAAGAUUGUCACGCUUGAUCCAGCCAAGGAUGGCUGUUUCGGCGACUGGUUCAGCCGGUUUCUCCUGGACGGUUUUCUAGGCUACGAUGACGUUCUCAUGGCGAGUCUGAAGAACCUUGCCGAGCGAGAGGAAAACAAAGGCUAUGUAAGAAACGUGGUCACGGGUGAGCACUACCGAUUCAUCAGCAUGUGGACCAGCCGGACAUCUUACAUUGCAGCUGCUUUCAUCAUGCUUGUUUUUACACUGUCAAUCUCGAUGCUGCUCCGGUACUCCCACCACCAGAUAUUUGUCUUCAUUGUUGAGCUACUGCACAUGCUGGAGUUCAACUCGACGAUCAACUUUCCGGCCGGGCCUCUGCUGACGGUCAUCCUGGCGUUGGUCGGCAUGGAGACUAUCAUGUCCGAGUUCUUCAACGACACGACGACCGCCUUCUACAUCAUCCUGAUCGUGUGGGUCGCCGACCAGUACGACGCCAUCUGCUGCCACACCGCCAUUACCAAGAGGCACUGGCUCAGGUUCUUCUACCUGUACCACUUUGCGUUCUACGCGUACGACUACCGCUUCAACGGACAGUACAGUGGAUUGGCCCUGCUGACCUCCUGGUUCUUCAUACAGCACUCGAUGAUCUACUUCUUCCACCACUACGAGCUGCCCUCAAUCCUCCAGCGCUCUGGCGGCCUGGAACAAGGUGAGCCGGCCCGCACCGGCGCCACGAACGGGGCGGCCGGCACCGAGUCGUCGGCCGCCGCGGGAGCCAGUGGUGGCCCGGUCAGCGGUGGCGGCGGCACGCAAAGCUCGGCGACCGCAUCGCAGCAGCAGAACCAACGCUCCAACGGCGUGAGCGGGCCAUUCCACUCGACGACCGUCCGCUUGAACGGCCACGGCGCCAUCGCCAUCCAGCAGUCGGGCGACGCUCCGCGCGUCGCCUUCAUCCGAACCGUGUACAUCGGCAACCUGCUGAACGCGGCCACGCUGGGCGCCGCGGCUACUGCUUCACAGUCGCCGAACCAACAGCAGCAGCAGGAGCAGCAGACCCAGUCCCCGCAGCAGUCCCAGUCUCAGCAACAGCAAACACAGCAGUCGCCGAACGACGGCUCGAGGAAUGGCGUCGAGGAGGCUAACACGAGGAACGGCGAAGGGGACGUCGCGCUCAUUCCGAGCGGUCGCACCGACGGCGGUGCGGAGGUGAUCCAGACGUCCGACGACACGUCGGAAAACUCGACCAAGCUGGCGAACGUCGGCGACAGAGUGGCGAAGGAGCGCAAGGAGUCGACGUCUUCGUCCUGCGAAGACCUCAAGGGCGAAGGGGACGCGGUGUCUCAGAACGACGGGACGACCGGGCCCGAACCGGAGCCACAACUUGCUGUUUCUGAUGGUCAAAAUAGUGCGCCCAGCUCGGAAGACCCGCCGGCGUAGUGCCAGGUGGUAGCGGUCAUUUUUUUUCCUGUCUUCUUUUUUUUUUUUUUUCAAAGUGUUUUGUCGUGUGUGGAGUGGACCACUGAAAUAUCGCCAGCCCUGUGGGCUUAUGUGACGCACCGGGUCAAGUUAGUCUAGAGUGAGUCAUCAUGUUAGGCCUACUUGCAAAGUCCAUGUCGAUGUGCUCUGGCGAAAUGAAAUUUUGUCACCAGCAGCUGCAGCUUUGUGUUCUGUCUUCGUUUGGUUUACCUAGCUCUUGGCACACGGACUCUGUUAAACGAGAAACUUCUGCUGGCAACUCUGAGCAAUUGUGACGACACCGAUAAGAGCAAGUGCAAACUGUGGUGAUACUGAACAGCGACAUGUCGAUGCUUUGCGUUGUCUCUGUCCUCGCAAUGGGGCACAUUGCUGACCGCUUCGGCUGCCAAACUGUGAAUCCCUGUCGCGGCACUAAUGUUGAGCACUUCAGAGACCAGUGCUGCUGUUUUGUAUGGCCAGGGUGCGUGACACCGCUUACCCAGUCAUAGGCCGUACGCUGUUGUACAAAGUUGAAGAAAUGCCGACGCUAUAGUCGGGGCUGUGACCGAUGUAGUAGAGUGCAGAAACUGAUGACGGUCCUAGGCCUGAAGUUUGAGGUCUCGGUUGGGAUCCAGCGCUAUAGGUAUGUCUAUCGUGGUGUAUAAAAGUGGUGGUAUUGCUCUACGUCACUUCAUUUUUUUGUUUUCCAAGGACUGCAAUGCACAUUUAGGAAUCGAGACUGCACGAAAAUGGGUGCUGCCAUAAUGGCGUGCCUUUUUUUUCAUUUUUUUUUCUCGUGGUGAUGCAGCCGCAGCAAGUGUAAAAAAAAAUUGCUUGAGUGUAGAUGUUUUCUUUCUGAUCUUUCCCUUUCAUAUUGCUUUAAUAUUCUGGUCGAGCGAACGUUUCUGUUACUGUAAAAAUAGCUUCCAAUGACACACCUUCAGUGCCAUUUAAUUGCUGUAAAAGCUGCUUAAAUAACUUAUUGUCCACAAAUUCUAUGCCAUGUUCUGAUUGCAAGGCACUGCUAGUAAGCAGUGACUUAGUGCUUCAUGAGAGUUUUUAGUAAUCUACUUAGGGUUUCAGAAGCGAUAAAUAUGAGAAGAAAAAAAAAGGGCAGUGAGGUUCCAGCGAUUGUGUCGCUGUGAAUGCUUACGUUGAAAGUUUUUUUUUUUUUCUUUCGAAAGUUUGCCCGACGGUAUAAACAAAUAAAUGCACGAAUGUAGGCCGGUUUGGCGAUGUACAUCAGUAGUGCUUGACGAUUGGUCCAAUAAAGCGAAGAAUCAUGGUCCGGUGGUCUCGACAGAUGAAGGUCCACUGUUUGCAGUUAGCACCGUCGGACCUGGUUUAGGUCAGGGCAUGUCCACAGUAAGUGUUUGAUUCACAUGCAAAGUUCUUUCCUCAUGCGUGGUCGUAUGAAAUUGGAUCUUAUGUGGCAUUGGAUUAGUUGUUUUCUUGUGGCUUUGCCUCGUGUGUAUUUAUGAUCGCUGUGAAUUGACACACCUGUCACCUUGCUGCUCCACUUGCAAGCGUUCAGUCAAAAACGCGCAUUCUUGUUUUUUUUUUCCUGGGCGGCGUGGCUUUAGUCCCCUUCGCUGUUCUCGCCUCCGAGUUUGUUUCGAAAAUAAAAAAAGAAGCUACUACAACUUAA